Quercus robur (English oak) is the source of this 1334-nucleotide messenger RNA. RefSeq lists its product as uncharacterized. The transcript has a single exon. Lineage: Eukaryota; Viridiplantae; Streptophyta; Magnoliopsida; Fagales; Fagaceae. The record is from RefSeq and is a predicted model, not a curated record. The coding region runs from base 113 to 1234 and encodes 373 amino acids. Gene Ontology annotation, biological process: defense response.
UAAAUCCGUCACCGUCACCAUCACCAACAAAUCACCAUAGCCACCGCCAUUGUUGAAACAUAUUUCUAAUGUUAUCUUCAUCGCUACUGUUACCACUGACACCACUAUUAUUAUGUCGCGAUUCCAUCUUUUGGAAAUCAAUUUGGUCUCAGCACAAGACCUCGAGCCAGUAUCCAAGGUCAUGAACACCUACGCGGUCACAUGGCUUAACCCAGAACGCAAAUUGCUGACAAGGGUCGAUCAACACGGCUAUACAAACCCGACGUGGAACGAGAAAUUCUUGUUCAGGGUCGACAACGAGUUCCUCAACUCCGACACCUCCGCCAUCAUGGUCGAGAUACAUGCGUCCUCGUGGAUUCGCGACAUUCUAAUAGGCACCGUUCGUGUCCUCGUUAACAAUCUCCUCCUCCCUCAACCAACCUCGAGAAAAGGCAAAUCGCGAAUGCGAAUCGUACCUUUACAAGUUCGACGCCCCUCGGGCCGCCCACAAGGGAUUCUCAACGUUGGUGUCACACUUCUCGAUAGCAACAUAAGUAGCAUGCCAAUUUAUAGGCAGUUCAGCGCAUCGGCAAUAGGGUAUUGGGAUAUAAUGGCUGUGAAUAAAGCAGGUCGAAAGAAAAGUGAGGAACAGUCUUCAAGCACAAACGAUGUGGAUGUGAAAACUAAUAGUAAAGCUACAAAUAUCAAAAGCGAGGUUUCUUCAAGCGCAAACUAUACUGAUAACAGAAGCGAACAACAAAGCAUUGCCAUGAGCUAUCUCCAACGUUCACAAAGCGAAAGGUCAGAAUUUAUGAGCGAUAAAUUCGUUGUGGAAAUGACCUCCGUUGAUGAAUUAGACUUUGAUGCAUUUAUGAGAGGCAAGUUUAAUAUUCCUAAGAAGUCGCUUUCGUCCGUGGAGAGCUCUAAAUUGGAUGAUUGGGCGACCGAGAUCACUACCAGUGCCGAAGGGUUGAAGUCGAAGAUAGCAAGGUGGCAGUAUACGCUUCCCCCGAUACAGGAUAGUACGUGCCAGAAGUAUGAGACGCCGGCGGUGCAGACAAUAAGGCGAAGCAGCAGGCACAGGCGUAGACACUCCACCAGUGGGGGUGGCGGUGGCAGUGGCGGUGGGUUGUUUUCGUGCUUCGGAAAAGUUUGUGGACUCCGGUUUUCGAUUAUCUGUGGUGGUGGUUCGAGAAAGAAAAGGACUGAUCAGGAAACUCGCAUUAAUCUCCUUACUGAUACAGACCAUGCAUGAUGAUUCAUAGAUUUAAGGGUAUGUAACCUUGAUUCAAUUAAGGCCACAUAAAAUUUUGAGUAUGUACCUUCUUUUUUCUUGCUUUAAAACCAGACCUUGA